Aspergillus candidus is the source of this 1219-nucleotide messenger RNA. RefSeq lists its product as uncharacterized. The coding region runs from base 197 to 1069 and encodes 290 amino acids. The transcript has 3 exons. The record is from RefSeq and is a predicted model, not a curated record. Lineage: Eukaryota; Fungi; Ascomycota; Eurotiomycetes; Eurotiales; Aspergillaceae.
CCUUGUCUGGCUGCCUCCUUGCGCAACCCUUCUUUUCUUUUUCCGUCUUUCUUUUUUCUUAUUUGUUUAUCGAUUAUCAAUGUUAUUUUUAACUAAAUUAUUGAGUGAGACGUUGACUUUUAUUUUGGCCCGUUUGUUCCACAACAGCGCUUGGCACAUGUCCAAACGGCAACAAUGAUCCCGCCAAGACUAGACAAUGCGCCUGUUCUGUCGUCUCCCUCAUUCCUGUCCGCUUGCUGGCUUCCGUCAUCCGAUAACACAGCGAGGAUGGAAGGAAUUUAUUCCCGUGGCGGUGCUAGACUCCCAUUCCCGCCCCUAUUCGGUCGCCGAGUGUACACUAGUCGCUGUACACCUGCCAUCCAGUCAAGUUAUCCAUCCACUCACAGUAUACAUCUUCAUUCCCCUGAUCGACCUCCUUGCCUCCCGCUGCCAACAUAGACGCCAACUACCCAUGGACCGCCCUCUAUCCCUUCCGUGUCCAACAAAUAUCUUGCCAAGAGUCAUAGCCAGAGCCAGCGCCCACCCGUCCAACUCCCCGCCAAGCCCGUCGGCCACUUCGGUCGGAAUGCGAAAGAGCCGGCCAUUCAGCCAAGACCUCUCGUGUCCUGCCUCAUUGAUCCUAAUUGUGCCCUUCUUAUCAGCAACACUGUAUGACCUCAUGAUGGGCCCGCCUGCCACUCCGGGCCCGGAUGUACCGUCGAUCAGGGAGAAGCCGGUAAAGCGGGUGACACUGCAUGCGCCAAACAGAAGAAAAUAUACUCCAAAUAGAAAAUAUGGUAAACCUAAAAAAACACAGAUAGACACAGUUCCUGUGAUCGACUGCAGCCCUUCUACUGAAGAACUAGAACCCGCGCCAUACUCUGAUCGGGUUGCGCUUCGUUCUUGGCUGCGUCGCUGGUCAUCUGCUGGAUACUUGCCUGCCUGGAUAACCGCUCUUAUCUAUGCCAUGCACAGGCUGGCGCUUGGCGUCUCAGUUGUCGACUCCGUAAUCUUCUUGCCUAGUUUUUCUUUCAAAUUGCAGGUGCCAGGCGCCGUGCGGUCGAUCAUUCUACUAGGGCUAUUGAAUUGACAUACACCCUCUACACUCUCGUGUGUGGAAUGUUCCUGUAGGAGAAUCACUGCCUCGAUGCAUGUAUCGAAAAGCGUUUUACGAUUCUAGGCUCCCUUGUCCAUGCUCAGACUUUUCCUUACUUCUCUUUUCUUUUUUCUUUUCUUUUUU